Molecule: messenger RNA, 873 nt
Organism: Trichoderma asperellum CBS 433.97
Lineage: Eukaryota; Fungi; Ascomycota; Sordariomycetes; Hypocreales; Hypocreaceae
Source: RefSeq, a predicted model, not a curated record
AUGCAGCCCCAGGGUGCCUCGAGCCUCGCCGAUGCCAGCGAGAUGAUGCUGCCUCAGCUGCCGCCCAUGGAGGGCACUCUGCCCAUUGAUGACGCUGAUGCAGCCCUGGAGCAGGCCUCGAUGCCCCGGCCCAGGGCCCGUGAGCGACACUAUCGAAGCCGCAGCAGUCUCGCCAUGGAGGUGCUUUCUCGACGCAUGAGCCGCCAGACUCUGCUGCAGCAACACCAAUCCCGACUAACGUCACCGCCCAUGGGCGACAAUGCCGCGUUGGACAGCAGCCCGGACGACAUGGCCAUGGAGAUGGACCUCGAUGACGCCUCCCCCUUCAUGCCUGUGCCACCGUCAGCCCAGCGCGUCCGCCCGUCGCGGCGCUUCCUGUCACUAUCGCUUGCCCAGGUCUCCCCAAUUGCCCCAGAGACAACCAUCGACCCGGAGGUCGCCUCCAGAGUGCUGGCCCGGAUGCAGGCCGACACACAGCCUGCUAUCAGCCCGGCCCAGCCAUCGGGGCGCUCGAACUUGGUGCCAGCCAUCGAGAUCGACGCUGCCGAGCAGGCAGACGAUGGGGAGGCCGACGAGGGCUACAGCGAGGGGCCAGACGAGUAUCCCUGGCUGGGUGAGAAGCUCGCCGGCAGCCUGAGGAGCCAAGGCCUCCUCAGCUUCACCACCUCUGCCGAGGCCGCCAUGCGCUGCCCCAAACUCGUGCGCAACGUGCCUCGCAUGCGCAAGAGGUCGCACAAGAAGAAGGAGCACAGACUGCGCACGUUGAGAGAGCCCACAUGCGUCGGCGGCGAGUUGAGUCAACUGCAGACGCCCGCAGAGAAUGCCAUUGCUGCUACCGAGACAGAGGCAGCACCAUCUCUCCCUCUGCCUUGA